GAUGCAAUUUUGCCAGUCUCUUAAUUCCGAAGGAGAAAAACUGAAAAAACCCAAAAUCCACAACCUCUAAAACCCUAAAAACUCAACCUCCAACAUCUCCAGCCUCUCAGUUUCUAGUGGGCACAAAACCUUCUUACGCCCACCAAGAAACCGUCUUUCCUCUUCCUCCUUCAACAUGCCGACUAUCACCGACAGUACCACCAAAUCCGACAAGAAGAUCAAGAACAAAGACCACAAAAGAAAGCUUCAAGAUCAAGAACAACAACAACCUGAACAAGAACAAGCAGAAGCACCCAAAAAAGACAAGAAAAAGAAGAAAAAAGAAAAGCUUGAACCAGAAACUGUAAAUGGAAACGAAACCUCAAAUGGGUCAGAAGAGUUGAGUGAAAAAAAGAAGAAAAAGAAGCAAAAGAAAGAAGAAAAAGAAGAAGUUAAGGAAGUUAAUGGCGGUGUGGAUGAGGUUAGAGAAAGUGAGGAUAAUGUUGUGGUUUCUGGGAAGGAUAUAAGUGAUUCAAAGUACAAAGCUUUGAAUACUUUUGCAGAAUCUAAUCUUUCUGAUCAACUGUUGGAGUGUUGUAAGAAUUUUAGUAAACCCUCGCCGAUUCAGUCGAAUUCUUGGCCGUUUUUAUUACAUGGGCGUGAUUUUAUUGGGAUUGCUAAAACUGGGUCAGGGAAAACUUUGGCAUUUGGGAUACCUGCUAUGAAUCAUAUUUUGAAUAAGAGGAAGAAUAAAAGUAACAAGAAAGUGACUCCACUUUGCCUUGUGCUUUCACCAACAAGAGAACUUGCUCAACAGAUUUAUGAUGUUCUAUCUGAUGCUGGGAAACCUAGUGGUGUUCGAUCAGUUUGUGUUUACGGAGGAACUUCAAAAGGGCCCCAAAUUUCUGCUCUAAAAUCUGGAGUGGAUAUCGUUAUUGGAACCCCCGGACGAUUGAAGGAUUUAAUAGAAAUGGGAGUGUGCCAGCUACAGGAGGUCUCUUUUGUGGUGCUUGAUGAAGCCGAUCGGAUGCUUGAUAUGGGAUUUGAACCAGAAGUCCGUUCCAUUCUUAGCAAAACAAGUUCUGUUCGUCAAGUUGUAAUGUUUAGUGCAACUUGGCCCUUAGCCGUGAAUCAACUCUCUCAGGAAUUUAUGGAUCCGAAUCCCGUUAAGGUUGUUGUAGGAUCAGAGGAUUUGGCUGCCAACCAUGAUGUCAUGCAGAUAGUCGAGGUGUUGGAGGAUCGAGCACGUGAUGAACGUUUAGUUACAUUGCUAGAGAAAUACCACAAGUCAAGAAGGAACAGAGUUCUGGUCUUUGUAUUAUACAAGAAGGAAGCAUCUCGGGUUGAGAAUAUGUUACAAAGAAGGGGUUGGAAGGUUGUUUCCAUUAGCGGUGACAAACAACAAAAGGCGCGUACCGAGGCACUUCAAUUAUUCAAGGAUGGUACUUCUCCUCUAUUGAUCGCUACAGAUGUAGCCGCUAGGGGGCUGGAUAUUCCAGAUGUUGAAGUUGUAAUUAACUACAGCUUCCCGUUGACCACAGAGGAUUAUGUCCACAGAAUUGGAAGAACGGGUCGGGCUGGUAAAAAGGGCGUUGCACACACUUUCUUCAUGAAGGAGAAUAAGGCACUUUCUGGUGAGCUGAUAAAUGUUCUUAGAGAAGCAGGACAGAAUGUACCGACAAACCUUUUGAAUUUCGGAACUCAUGUUAAGAAAAAGGAGUCGAAGCUCUACGGAGCCCAUUUCAAAGAAAUUUCUGCAGAUGCACCGAAGGCUACCAAGAUUACAUUCGACUCUGACAAUGAAGAUUAACUGCAAAAUUUUGACCAAAAAUCAUAUGUUUUUAUUGUAAUCUUUGGAUAAUUUUGAUUAAACUCAUACUACUAUUGCAAUUGUCUGUUUACUUCAUAGUAUUUUAUAUAAUUA
Helianthus annuus (common sunflower) is the source of this 1903-nucleotide messenger RNA. RefSeq names its product DEAD-box ATP-dependent RNA helicase 5. The record is from RefSeq and is a predicted model, not a curated record. Gene Ontology annotation, biological process: rRNA processing. Gene Ontology annotation, molecular function: RNA binding; RNA helicase activity; ATP binding. Gene Ontology annotation, cellular component: nucleolus. The coding region runs from base 176 to 1789 and encodes 537 amino acids. The transcript is spliced from 12 exons. NCBI's taxonomy places the organism in Eukaryota, Viridiplantae, Streptophyta, Magnoliopsida, Asterales, Asteraceae.